UUUCCUAUGCCAAAAGGCCCAACACCAUGGAGCCAUAGUAGAGUGUAAAUUAGACUCUCCUAAUCUUGUGUAAUCUCUCUAUAUAAUUUAGAUGCAAAUACCCCACAACAAACAACAAAUCAAAGUUGAACACCCAAGAAAAAUACAUCAAACACUCACCAAUUCACAUUUUUAAUUUCCACCUUCAAACUCCAUAACCAAAAAAACCCAACUAAAAAAUGACUUCAUUUGAAGAACCAAGAACACCCAUCAAUGGAAUACCCACAAAAAACACCAUUAUCACAACAUCCAAAUUCCCAUCUUCUAGAAGAACACAUUCUCUCUCUUCAUCUCCUUCUCUCUCUUCAAAUUCAUCUUCUUCCUUUAGAUCUUUCUCUAAUGAAGAUUCCCCUCCACCCACACCACCUCAAAGAAUUCCAUUUUCAUGGGAGAAAAUCCCAGGAAUUCCCAAACAUCAAAUUAUAAAUUCUCCAAGAAAUUUUAAGUAUCUUCCUCUUCCUCCUCCAGCUGCCCCUAUUUCAGUAAAAAACAAAUCAAAUUACAAGAAUAAUCACAUUUUAUGUAGAAAAGAUCCUUUCUUUGCUGCAUUAGUUGAGUGUUCUAAAGGUGGAGAUGAUCAUGAUCAUGAUCAUGAUCAUGAUGAAGAUCAAAAAGAUGUGAUUGGAAGUAUUUGGAAAGCUUCUUCUAAGAGUUUAAGUCAUAGAUUUGGGUUUGUGAAUUUUUCUUGUAAGAACACUUGCUCUGUUUCUCAAUCUCUUGUUUUUCUCCCUACUAGAGAACAACCUAGGAGGAUUUCUUAUGGGUUAGUCAAAAAAAGUUCAAGGUAAAAUUUUAGAAUUAUUUUGGGAAAUAAGAGUAAUAAUUUAUGAUCAUAGGGACAAAAAGGUAAAUGUAAAUUAUUAUUUAUUGCACAAAUUCUUAUAUGAGACGGUCUCACCAUGAUACAUGCCUCGUAAUUGGAUUAAAUGGCCCAAUAAUAGAAACUUUUAGCUUAUGGACUUCUUAUUUUGAAGUCGUCUCACCGUGAGAUAGUCUUAUACAAGACGGGUUUUAUUUAUUAUUAUUACAAUUAUCAUUUUGUUGCCCUUUAGAUUAUUUAUUUUCAUGGGGUGAUACAAAAAAAUUGCAUGGUUUUACUUAAAUGUAAGUUAAAAAAAUCUCAUUUUAUUGAGAUGUGUGAAAAAGAGGAUUGAAGUUUGAUAUUGCAUUGUAUAUAUUUUAAUAGAAUUAAGUUAUAAAUUAUCUAAUGUUAAACUUUGUAGGUUUUUCUCCUACAAAUUUAUGUUUUUUUUAGAAAUAUAUCAAGAAAUAUCAUCUAUGAUCAAUUUCUUGAGUCUUGGUAGUAGUGUAAUUUGUUUUAGAAAUUUUGGUUUUUAUUAUAAUUGAUUAUGCUAUUAUUUAA
Molecule: messenger RNA, 1402 nt
Organism: Amaranthus tricolor (Joseph's coat)
Lineage: Eukaryota; Viridiplantae; Streptophyta; Magnoliopsida; Caryophyllales; Amaranthaceae
Exons: 1
Coding region: 219-827 (202 amino acids)
Source: RefSeq, a predicted model, not a curated record